AUGAAUACUCGCCAAUGUGACCGUAUGUUCAUCAGCAACCCGGACGGCCCCAAGAACGGCAGCUUCAGCGCGCCACACAUGGAGAACCCGCUGGGCCAUUCUCGACAGUGCAUCUACACUUUCAUCGCGCAGGGGAACGAGAGGGUCGACAUCAACUUCACCCGCUUCAGGGUGCGAGGAUCCUCUCCAGAUUGCAGCCGCGAAUACGUGGACCUGUACACGGAGCUGGCCGACCCGAGCAGCGACCUGAUCAGCACGCCGUUCGGGGGUCGCUACUGCGGGCGCGUGUUUCCCCGGCGGCGUAUUUCCAUGCACCGCACGCUCGUCAUCGGCUUCUACACCGACUACGAGAACGACACCGCCGACGUCUUCCACGGCACAUACCAGUUCGUAGAUGCCUCGCGCUUCCUGAUUGGCAAGCCUGAGCCCAACUCGGUGUGCAGCUUCACCAUCUACGGCGACCAGAAGCGCGAGGGUGACUUCUUCUCCCCCACCUACCCGGGCGUGUAUCCCAAGAACCUGCAGUGCCGCUACCGAUUCCUGGGCAGCCGCGGACAGCGAGUGCGCCUGGAGUUCCUGGACUUCGACCUCUUCUACGGUGGCUCUCAUUGUCCUUUCGACUACGUGAAGAUAUACGACGGCAACUCGAGCGAGGACACGCUGAUCGGCACCUACUGCGGGCAGCAGCGCAACCUGGUCGUCUACUCGUCGGCCUCCAACCUCUACGUCAAGUUCACCACGCUGCGACGCAUGGCCGACAGCCAGAACAGGGGCUUUGCCGGAUGGUUCGAGUUCGGCGAGAAGUUCGUCAACCUCGAUUUCAUCAAGAAAAAUGACGGCGAGCAUAUUCGGGGAACCGAGUGUGACCAGAAGAUCCUGAGCCGCAAGGAGUCCAACGGCACGGUGUACUCGCCCAACUGGCCGCUGCCGUACCAGGCGAACAUAGUGUGCCGCUACUACAUCUACGGCAUGGAGGACGCCCAGCACCUGGAGCGAGUGCGGCUGGACUUCGACAAGUUCCACAUGGACGACCACCGGGCGGACGACGCUCACGAGUGCACGGACGCUUACCUCAAGCUCUACAUGCAGGGCCAAGAGGAGCGGCAAGCGGUGGACGAGUUCGACCACGCGUUCUGCGGCAACCAGGCUCCGCCGGCGCUCAUCUCCGAGGGGCCUCGGCUGGUGAUGGUCUUCUCGAGCGGACAGACCAAGGGCACGGGCUUUCGGGCACGAUACUCGUUCGAGACCGACUACAAGGUCCCGGGCACGCCUUCGCCCAACAACACGUGCCACUUCUGGUACCUGAGUGAGUCGCAAGUGACGGGCGACUUCAACUCGCCGCGCUACCCGGCCAACUACCCGUCCAGCACACGCUGCGAGUACGUAUUCCUCGGUGGACUGGGCGAACAGGUCAAGAUCGUCUUCAACUACUUCAAGACUAAGGCUGAGCUCGCCUAUCACGGAUACAACGAGGCCUGCGUGGAAGACUGGCUGGAGAUCUACGAGGUCUCGGCCAAAGGCGAGUCCAACAAGAUCGGCCGCUACUGCGCCAGGACUGCUCCGGGACCCAUCGUUUCUGACACGGGCAUAAACAUGAUGAAGGUCAUCCUACAUACCGACAGUUCUGGUGUCGCCAGUGGCUUCAGCGCGACGUACUACUUUCUCAAGGACGUCAACAAGUUCGGAGACUGCGGCGGUAACAUAACGGGCGAAGAGAACGGCCUCAUAACGAGCCCCGGGUACCCGAACCCGUACAAGAACGACCGGCAGAUGUGCAACUGGUACAUCACGGUGCGGCCGGGACACAAGGUGUUCCUGCACUUCACGCUAUUCCUCAUCGAGGGCCACCCGGGAGAGCGAGGAUGUCCCAGCGCAGUGGUGCGCGUCUGGAAGAACCUAUCAGACGCGCCGCUUGAACUGUGCGGCGAGGGUUUGAGCAAUGACACGAGAGAAGUGAUAUCCACCUCCAACGUGCUCAAAGUAUCAUUCAUGACCGCACAAAAAGCCGUAGGAAACGGUGGAUUUAGGGCUGUUUGGACAGAAAUCAGAGAAGACCCCAGCUGCGAAGACCUCAGGUGCGCCCUCACCGGUUACUGCAUAUCUUCGCGCCUCAGGUGCAACGACUUGCCCAAUUGCGGGAGCAGCGACAACACCGACGAGGACGAUUGCGUGCGCAGCCCCGAGCUCAACCUGUACCUGGUGGGCGGCGUGUCCGGGGGCUGCGCGGCCUUCACGCUGCUCACGCUGUGCCUGGUGUGCCGUAGCCGGCGGAGGCGAAGACGCCGGAGGAGGAGGCACCCGCCCUUCGGGGACAGGCCGCCGCUGAGGCCACCGCCGCCCGGAGAGGUGCCGGCCAUGCACUUCGUCUCCAUGGACACCGUGUGACUAGAGACCACCGUCUAAGAGAGAGGCCACCAGGAACUGAACUCCCCCCAAACUCGUCCCGACACCCGGUCGGGGAUGGACGAACAAAAAAAAAAAAAAGAGAACGACGCAAGAGCCCAAUACUCUGCACGAGCCUUCUGACGCGCACACUGCCCAAUGAAUCACUGUUACUACGCGAGUAGGUGUGCAUCAUCUUGAGCCGGCUUUGAUUGGCUCUGAUGUAAUUAGCCGAGAUAGGCAGACUCCUUGAAUGGUUAGUCCUGGAUGAGAAAGGUUUAAUCGGUCCGCGAGACGUCACUGCUUGAUACCAAGUAUGGGUCAAGCUGAUAGCACCGUUUCGCUAUGACAAGUAUCGUCAUAAAAGUCAUGAUCAUGAUCAAGUCGGCUCCUUGAUUUAUCUGCCAUAUUAUUGUUGUUCAGACCUUCCGGCGUAGAUUCAUAUACAGUUUAGGGGCGUUCAUAACGUCUUGAACUCGAAGCAGGUGUUGCUACAUGAUCGCCACUACCGUAAUCUGCCAUCCGGUGUUCUUGUGGAAGAUUAUAUAGCGCACAAACAGGCUAUAGCAAGCUGUAGUGAGUGAGUCAGCGUGUACACCACUACUUUCCCGUUCAGAACUAGAUGUCGUUCACUUCGAGAUGUUGAGUUAGCUCGUUCGUUGUCGUCCGUGCAAUGCGGCUAAACGAGUGAGCAAAAGAGGUGUUUGCGAGAAGAGCGAUGAAAAGUGGCAGAGAUGAAACCGAGACGAGGAAGCAUACAACGACCAGACUUUCGGCAAUGUUUCUCAUAUGUCACUACACCACAUUAUGUCACUACAUUACACUCGCCCCUAAGAAAGAGGCUCUCUAAUUUAAAUCUAGAACUAUACUAUUGAAUUAAUGCAUGCUGAUUCUGUCUUAGUGAGAAGACACUGCUUUGACGAGCUUCGUGAAGUGGCAGAGUUUGGGCCAUAGCUUUGGGAGAUAUAUUUCAGCAGAUAUCGUGCACGUUGACCACCGACAGGUUUGCUACUGCUAGUUUCAAUGUCAUAAACUACAGGCGAGACUAAUGUCCUUCUUGGACGCUCCUGCUCAAGAUCUUUUUGCCGACCUGACAUCUGAUGAACUAAGAUGGUCAGGUCAUACCACAUAUUUAAGCAUCUUCCAGAAGUAAUCCUGCCUCCGAUGUUGUUGUUUACCUUUAUAACGUCCAAUGUUAUCCUUCCUCGAAUUUCGUCAGUAUGGCACAAGAUAAAGGUGCUGCAGCGUCAUUGUUUGACACGUAAUGCGUGCAGCGUAUUGGA
Molecule: messenger RNA, 3665 nt
Organism: Rhipicephalus microplus (southern cattle tick)
Lineage: Eukaryota; Metazoa; Arthropoda; Arachnida; Ixodida; Ixodidae
Product: cubilin
Cellular component (GO): plasma membrane
Molecular function (GO): protein binding
Source: RefSeq, a predicted model, not a curated record